Messenger RNA from Eremothecium cymbalariae DBVPG#7215, 585 nucleotides. It is a transcript of the gene NAT3, whose product is annotated as peptide alpha-N-acetyltransferase complex B subunit NAT3. The transcript has a single exon. Gene Ontology annotation, cellular component: NatB complex. Gene Ontology annotation, biological process: N-terminal peptidyl-methionine acetylation. NCBI's taxonomy places the organism in Eukaryota, Fungi, Ascomycota, Saccharomycetes, Saccharomycetales, Saccharomycetaceae. The record is from RefSeq and is a predicted model, not a curated record. Gene Ontology annotation, molecular function: protein-N-terminal amino-acid acetyltransferase activity. The coding region runs from base 1 to 585 and encodes 194 amino acids.
AUGACUUCAAUCCAGCCGUUUGAAGCAACAGAUUUGUUCAAGUUGAAUGACGUCAAUCUAGACAUAUUUACAGAGAAUUUUCCUCUUGAAUUCUAUUUUGAAUACUUAAUCCUAUGGCCUUCUUUAUUCUUUAAAUCUUUGGAGACGACAAGUUUACCUAACCAGGAACAUAUUAGUGGGUAUAUGAUGGCUAAAACAGAGGGUAAGGGGCAGGAUUGGCAUUCUCAUAUUACUGCGGUAACUAUUGCACCAGACUAUCGUCGUAUAUCCUUGGCGUCUAUGCUAUGUAAUACGUUAGAGGUUAUUACUGACUUUAGACCACAUGAGGUGAACUUUAUAGAUCUGUUUGUGAAGUGUAACAAUUCGUUAGCGAUAAAGCUAUAUGAGAAACUUGGGUAUAAUGUGUACAGGCGUGUUGUUGGAUACUAUAAUAGCCUUGAAGACGGCUAUCCGAACUCAUUGAAUAAGGUUGAUGACGAUAAAGAUGCAUUUGACAUGCGCAAGAGUAUGAAACGAGAUGAAGGUCGGAGUACUCGAGAAAAUGGCAGAAAAAACCGUUGUUAUCCACACCAUGUAAGGUUCUAG